AUGCUUGAUGAACCUUAUUACCGCAAACUUAGAUCCGAUUGGGGAGGCAGAAUUGAAUUUCUAAUUACCGGAAGCGCAUUUUUACCAAAAGAAAUCUUUUCAUUUCUCCGUGCUGCCUUUAACUGCACUGUUAUAGAGGGCUAUGGCGCAACAGAGACAGGCGGGCCUGUGACGGUCACUCUAGCACACGAGACGCGAGGGGAAGUAGUAGGCCCCCCGGCUACUUCGUGCAGAAUAAAACUCGCGGAUGUUCCAGAUAUGGCUCUGGUUGCCUUUCGAGACAAUAAAGGAGAGGUAAACUAG
Protopolystoma xenopodis is the source of this 303-nucleotide messenger RNA. The record is from the annotation of a GenBank genome assembly. Lineage: Eukaryota; Metazoa; Platyhelminthes; Monogenea; Polystomatidea; Polystomatidae.